Doryrhamphus excisus (bluestripe pipefish) is the source of this 1375-nucleotide messenger RNA. It is a transcript of the gene mblac2, whose product is annotated as metallo-beta-lactamase domain containing 2. NCBI's taxonomy places the organism in Eukaryota, Metazoa, Chordata, Actinopteri, Syngnathiformes, Syngnathidae. The record is from RefSeq and is a predicted model, not a curated record.
GUGUCCAACGUCCAUAGCGUUAACCUGAAUGAAAACAUACCAUCUAGCUAGGCGAGCAGGCGGUGUGCUUCACCUCCACCUGACAGCUCUUUCAGCACACCCGUCUAACCGUGUAUGAUCUGGCAUGUCUGCAGCCGACUGGUACGCGCACAAAUCGCUCGGAGACGGACUGUUCUGGAUCCAGGAACGCUUCUAUCAGUCGCAGAACCGGGCUAAUAUAUGGCUGCUGCGCGGCUCCCACCAGGACGUGGUGAUCGAUACGGGACUAGGCUUGCGGAGCCUACCGGACUAUAUCGACGCUAUGGGCUUGCUAGGCAAAGACCCGCAGAGGAAGAACCCGCUGCUGGCCAUCGCCACCCACGCUCACUUCGACCAUUCCGGAGGCCUGCAUCAGUUCCAACAGGUGGGCGUCCACAGCGCUGAGGUGGAGGCUCUAGCUAACGGGGACAACUACGAGACCGUCACCUGGCUGAGUGACAGCGACAUAGCCGAGGCUCCCAGUCCUGGAUGGAGGGCCAGGCACUACAAAGUGAAGGCUGUGCAGCCCACACACAUCCUGCAGGAAGGUGACGUCAUCAACCUGGGAGACAGACAGCUGACGGUGCUUCACAUGCCGGGUCAUUCCAGGGGCAGCAUCUGUCUCCACGACCGUGACAACAAGCUGCUGUUCAGCGGAGACGUAGUCUACGAUGGCGCCAUGAUCGACUGGCUGCCAUACAGCCAAGUCAGCGACUAUAUCAGCAGCUGUGAGCGUCUGGUGGGCCUGGUGGACAGCGAGCAGGUGGACCAAGUCCUGCCAGGACACUACCAUACCUUUGGUGCCAAACGCCUCCACCGAAUCGCCACCCAAUACAUCAACAGGGCGGGAACCUGCCCGGCCAAGUUCUCCACUUGGGCGUGGAGCACUGUGGCCGGGGUGGCGUUGAGGGCUUCUCACCCGAGGAGUGUCUGCUGAUUGCUUGCUGGAGCUGCUGGAGGAGGAAGCACAAAAUGCACAAUAAAAGAAGCCUGUAUUUAUCUGUAAGUGACAUAUAAGCAUCCACGAGAAGUCCUAUUAUUGUCAAACUUUCUGUAUAAUAUGUUCACAUUGAAUGACAUAAUCAGCGUUAUUUGAAGCCUACUAUAUAAAGCACUGAUCAGUGUGAUUGUACUUGAUGUAUGGUUUUCUAUAUAUAUAUAUAUAUAUAUAGCACAAAUGUGAUACAACACAGCACUGAGGUAUUAAAAGCAGAGUCAAUAUGUCUAUAGUACUGUAUGUAUACUCUAUGCAUACUGCAGGUGUACUACUGCAGGGACUCUACUACCUCCCAUGUUUGUAACAGUGCUUUGCACUAUUAAAGCUUGGCUAUUUCAACAUUGACAAUAAAGCCUGCAU